Messenger RNA from Capsicum annuum, 471 nucleotides. RefSeq names its product ribonuclease MC-like. Gene Ontology annotation, molecular function: ribonuclease T2 activity; RNA binding. The transcript has 2 exons. The record is from RefSeq and is a predicted model, not a curated record. Gene Ontology annotation, biological process: RNA catabolic process. Lineage: Eukaryota; Viridiplantae; Streptophyta; Magnoliopsida; Solanales; Solanaceae. Gene Ontology annotation, cellular component: extracellular region. The annotation marks the transcript as partial.
CCUACGCUCCACAACAUGAAGAAACUUUCUUUGCUUCUUUUUCUUGUUCUCAUAGUUAUUCUACUUGUAAUAAUUUCUAAUGUUAGUUGCCAAGACAAAACGACUUUAUUUCUUCAUGUUGAUGACUCCAUAAAAGCCCCUCCUGUACCAGCACUGAUGUGGUAUGUGCUUACAUGGCCACCAACAUUUUGUCUGAAGCUAAGACCUCCAGCUCAGUGCAUUAAACCAAUUCGUGAUCAUGAAUUCACACUUCAUGGACUUUGGCCAGCUGAUGCAAAUGGAAAAACAAUUACCUGCACAAUUACUGUACCUGUAGAUUGGGACAAGCUGAUUCGGCCAAGAGAAUCACGACUCAAAACAUUCUGGCCAGAACUUAAAGAAAACCAACCCAAAUAUAGCAUAUGGAAACAUGAGUGGGAAAAGCAUGGAGUGUGUGGGUUAACAACAGCAGAACAAUACUUUGAUGCAGCC